ACUUUAUCUAAGGAGCAGGGCAAUCACGUUUCAGUUCUCCAAUCCAAACGCAACCAAGUGGUCUGUUGAUCCAUAAGUCUUGAGGUAAAGUCUCUUCAUAUUUCAAAACUUUUUUCGGACAUUCUUCAAUUUAUUUUUCUCAAUCAAAGCUCAUUAUUAUAUGGUAUCCUUUUAGCAGUAGAGAAAUCACGUAAAAUGUACAAUUUUUAUGGUCUUUAACAAUUGUCUCUGAUAUUGGACCGUAUAACAGCUUCUUUUCUUGCAUUUUAUUCUCCUUCGUGGUGUUGGUUAUCUUUGUGUAUGUAUUUCAUCGUGAACUUCACGCUUUUUAUAAGUGAAAGUUCGACUUUUUGUAAUUGCAUCAUGCAAGAAGAAGUUCAACAAAAGCCUUUUGUGUAAUAUGAACUAUGAGUUAAAAGAACGGUGAUACACUCGCCUUGCAGACGGUGUGCUCAACGGGACAACCGUGCUCCUACAUUUGUACUUAUUUUGUCAUUUAAUCUUUGUUGUUAAGUAACAAUUUCUUACUCCCGGUGAUGUUGUGGGUUUCCUGUUUGCUUUUCUUUCAGUUUCCAGUGUGUUCUAUCUCUAAGAUGAGUUUCAAACUCACAAGUGUUGUUUUGCUUCUGUCUUUGGCAUUUCUUUUGGCUCCUGCCAAACACUUGAAAAAACACAAAACCAAGAUACAAGGUAAAGUAUUAUAAAACCUCUGCUUUCAAUUUGACUUAUUUAAUUCUGUUAACUAGUUUUAAUCUGGCCUUAAACUAUUAGAAUUUUAAAAACGAAAGACGAGGAAAGGAUGCUAUAUCUCAAUUAUGCUCCUAUUUUCUCUGCUCUGACGAGGGGCUAACACUCGAAACGUCAGCUUUAGACGCUCUUUACGGUGGCCAAUUUACAUUGUCAAAUCACAUUAUAAAACCAUUUUAUUUUGCAAUACCCUCUACCAACGCAGCCCCAAAGUUUCUGUAGAAACGUACUCCCCUUAAUGUUGGUGACGUGUCAUACAUUGCACAUCAGUACGUCUAGAGAUUAAAGAGAAUAGUUUAGGCUUGUGCAAACUAUGACAUAUUUUUUUUAUUAUCGUUAAUAAGAACUUUAUUCAUUAUUUCCAUUUCUUGUAGAUACAGAAACUUUACCAAAGAGAUAUGACAAAGUCAAGUACAGAGGCGAGUGGAAAAACUGUGACAACUUCCAUACCAAAGAUGAUUUUGGAAACUGGUGCAACUGUCCCUUUGUUGCUUGCACGGGAUCACGGGAAUGCACCACAAUGGGCGGAUUCUUCUGCAGAUUUUUGCACGAUAAUGUGAAUGUAGAAGAUAUGGACAGAAGUGAU
Molecule: messenger RNA, 1333 nt
Organism: Pocillopora meandrina
Lineage: Eukaryota; Metazoa; Cnidaria; Anthozoa; Scleractinia; Pocilloporidae
Source: the annotation of a GenBank genome assembly